Argentina anserina (silverweed cinquefoil) is the source of this 666-nucleotide messenger RNA. RefSeq lists its product as uncharacterized. Gene Ontology annotation, biological process: rRNA base methylation. Gene Ontology annotation, cellular component: cytoplasm. Gene Ontology annotation, molecular function: rRNA (uridine-N3-)-methyltransferase activity. Bases 46 to 666 code for a protein of 206 amino acids. NCBI's taxonomy places the organism in Eukaryota, Viridiplantae, Streptophyta, Magnoliopsida, Rosales, Rosaceae. The transcript has 3 exons. The record is from RefSeq and is a predicted model, not a curated record.
AGUGCUUGUCUUGCAAGUGAUUUUGGGGAAAGGAAGGAAGGAAAAAUGGAGAGAAGGAUUGAGCACUACGGUAGCUCACAAAAGAUACUGCUGGUUGGGGAAGGCGACUUCUCAUUCUCUGUUUGCUUGGCUCGAGCUUUUCGCCGCGCGACUAACAUGGUGGCUACUUCUCUCGAUUCCAGAGAAUCUCUGAGGGAAAAGCAUUGGAGCUGUGCGUCACACUUGAAUCAGUUGAAGCAGAGAGGAUGCCUUGUGUUGCAUGAUGUGGAUGUGCAUGACAUGGACCAGCAUUACAUCCUGAGAAGGAUGAAGUUUGAUGUUAUCAUCUUCAACUUUCCUCAUGCUGGGCAUUACCCUGGGCUCCGUGAGAGUCAUCAUCAGCUCAUUGAGAUGCACAAGCAAUUGCUCAGUGGGUUUUUUGCAAGUGCCCGAGUGAUGCUUCGCUUUGGUGGUGAAGUUCAUGUGACAGCCAGGGAUGACUACCCGUAUAACACAUGGGAUGUGGAGGAACUUGCUGCUGAAGAAGGCCUGAUUUUGACAGAGAGAGUGUGGUUUGACAAGUCUGACUACCCUGGCUAUCACAAUAAGAGAGGCGGUGGCAUUAACAGCAACAAGAAAUUUCCACUGAGAGACAGCUACACGUUCAAGUUUAUGAUUAACUAUUAG